AUGAAGAAGUGGUGGUCUUUGGUGAUUGAAGGUAAACGGAUGAGAUCGAUUGAUCUAUAUUAUCAGCACCGAAUUGACACUCGUGUGCCCAUUGAAAUCACGAAUCUACCAAGGUUCCUACCUGAGAAUCUGAGAAUUGAGAAUAAUAAAAUGUUGUACGAACGAGUUAGUGCGAUUGCAGUAAAGAAAGGGUGCACUCCAUCACAACUAGCAUUGGCGUGGGUUCACCACCAGGGGAAAGAUGUUGUGCCCAUACCAGGAACCACUAAAAUUGAAAACCUUCAGCAAAACAUUGGAGCUUUAUCUGUGAAACUAACACCACAAGACAUGGCUGAACUUGAAUCUCCACUGGCUUCAAUGACUCAGGUUUAUGCUCUUACAAGAGAAAGGGAUACACUACGUAGAGAGCAAAAUAAAAGAAGUGAUGCCACUGCGCUUUUAAAGGAAAAGGAUGACAUAAUCACUCAAGUUAUGGAAGAGGGUGAAAACCUUUCAAAGAAACAAGUUGUUCAAGAGUCUACAAUAAGAAAACUAUGGGCACAGAUUAGAGAGUUUGAAGAAGAAAAGAAAGGAUUUAUAAGCAAGCUACAGGCUGAAGAGAACAAAGUGGAAAAUUUGAAGAGUAAGAAAGCAGCCACAGAGAAACUGCUGCAAGAAACAAUAGAGAAAAACCAGUCUGAAGUUGCAAUACAAAAGGAAUACUAUCUGAAUGCAUUAAGUGUAGCCAAGGAAGCAAAAGCAGUAGCAGAGGCACGAGUAAAAUGA
Messenger RNA from Lactuca saligna, 765 nucleotides. NCBI's taxonomy places the organism in Eukaryota, Viridiplantae, Streptophyta, Magnoliopsida, Asterales, Asteraceae. The record is from the annotation of a GenBank genome assembly.